UAUAGACACAACAUUGUCUCUCUUGAGAUUCUAAGAUCCCUUAUCGAAGCUUGUCACCGUGACCUGAAUCUCUUCUCGAAACAUAUUGUGAAAAUCUUGGCCAUGAUAUUAGAUGGAAAGGACAAGGAUAUUCAAUUGAUUGACUUGGCUUGUGAAACAUUUGUAGUAUUCUGUUCCUAUCAUGAUGGAACCACUUUAGGUGUGGAUGCUGAAUUGACUGCUGACUAUGAAUCUUUGAUCAAGAAGUUCGCUGGAUUCAGUAUAUUCAAGAAUAAUGAUGAUACUUUGACUUAUCAAAUGGAAUAUAUUGGACAUCGUGGGUUACAAGCAGCCGUAAUGUCUCCUGCCUUACAAGCUUCCAAUUUCAAGGUUCAACUUGGUAUCAUUUUACCUCCUAUCAUUGUCACUUUAGCCAAAUCAAAAAAAUCUGCUAGUGUAUUAGCAAAGAGUAAGAAAUCCCCUGAUCUCAAACAAUCAGUCCUGGACAAUACUUUGGUGGAUGAAAAUGUUGCUGCUCUUUUUGCUGCCAAGACAGCUGCGCUUCUCUUUGGAAAGGCAAAUGGUGCCGGUGUUCGCCUUGCUCUUAGUCCGUUAUUAGGAUACAUGGAUGCAAAACAAAAGUGGUGGCCUCCCAACUUCGCUGUAUCUUCGAUUGAACUCGUUCUAGACUCAUUACAGCCUCAAUAUCGUUACCUUUUAGUGUCAGAAAUUCUUCAGCAAUUCGAAACCACAAAAUCUCAAAUAAUCAACAGCAAACAUGCUUCGUUAGUAUCGAUAUUGGAUACCAUCUUGAAUGCCAAUAUGCCAUUGGUGGGAAUCUCGGUCCUGGAAGUGUUAAAUUCUUUAUUUGGACUCUUAAUCAAAUCUUUACAGGGCGGUCGUGUAUUCAGGGAACAAGAACCUUCUGAUUCGGUUGGGGAUGAACAAGGUACCUUUGAAUAUGCUAUUCAUCAAGGCUUGGCUCAUAGUAUUGGUGGGCUAGCAUCUCAAACAUACUACCAAAAUCAAUUGGAUGAUAUCACUGGUUAUAUUUUAGCCAAAUUGCGUGUGGGUACUACUUUGGAACAAGUUGAAGGACUUUCUCUAAUCCAAUAUCGUCGAGUGGCAUUAAAAUGUUUGGAUCUUAUUGCUGCUACUCGUAAGGAUUCUUCUGCUGACAAUUCCGAUGAUGCUUCUUCCUCUUCCUCAUCAUCAGCUCAUGAUUCUGAUCAAGUGAUUUCUUCUUCAUCUGGAACUUCUAUCUCUUUGGGAACUUGGGUACCUGCAUUUGGUUUAUUGAUUGAUCCUCAACCUGAAACACGUAUGGAUUUUUCUACGACUCUUGUGCGAUAUCUUGAUGCUACUUCUGAAGAUGAUUUGAAUGCGAUUCCUUUGGUAUUCCAAAUACAAAAUCUGGUGAAGCAAGGAGAUAUUGUACAUACAGCGCGACAAAGGGCAUUAGCAGCAGUGAUUGUGGAAUACUUGGAUAUGGUUGGACGGUUUUAUCACGUGGACAGAUUGAUACAUUAUGUAGAUCAAGUACGAUCGAAUCGCAUUCAGAACAAGGAAUACUCACCAGUGUUUCCCGCCCACUCCGAUGGUGCUAUUCAUACGACAAAGAAGUUGAAUGUAUGGUCUUUUGAUGAUUUAGAUGGUGACAACACUCAACCUGUUGAUUCUUUUGUGGACCGUCAUAUUGUGGUUGAAAUCUUAUCCAAAGAUGCUCCUUUACGUGACGAAGAUGAUACCCAUGGAUUGGAUUUAGAAAGCAAGUUAUAUGUUGAAUGGGGAUCGGAAGCAUUUGUCAAUCAAGAGCGUUCGUUCCGUAUUCGUACUUCUCGUAACAUGGAUGAUUUGAAACCAAAACUGGCUACACCUUGGAUGAGUACUGACUUUACCCAAACUCAAGAAGGGAAGAAACAAACGAUCAAGGUAGAAAAUUUAAAAGAAGCAUUGGCAGCAACUACUUCAGGCAAUGAAGAUUCGGAGACCAGUGUGGAUGGAUUACAUAUUUUAACAUCAACAAGUCUAGCCAAACGAACAAAGGAUACUCGUGCAGAUGUAUCAUCUCUUUUGUCUGGAUUGAAUGUUGGUUCUACUCAAUCUUCAUCUCUUGUUAACCCUCCUUACAAAUCUUAG
Molecule: messenger RNA, 2118 nt
Organism: Halteromyces radiatus
Lineage: Eukaryota; Fungi; Mucoromycota; Mucoromycetes; Mucorales; Cunninghamellaceae
Exons: 10
Biological process (GO): protein localization to plasma membrane
Source: RefSeq, a predicted model, not a curated record